AUGGAAGCCCCUGAUACGUUCCCCACAGUCGAGCUAUUGCAGCCAGCGGUCAUCAGUCGUCCCGGCCCUGUGAAUGGGAACGCGGAAGGGGUCUUCCAAACCAUCUCAGACGGCAAUUAUCCAUCGCACGAUCAAUCUAGUCAACCGCUGCACUUGUACUACCAGAACGUUGGAGGCAUGAACAUGCACAUCACCGACUUUUUGCUGGCUUGUUCGGAUGAUUGCUUCGACAUCAUCGCUCUUUCGGAGACGUGGCUCAGUGAUUGUACGCUCUCCGUUCAAGGUUUUGGAUCCAACUACGAAGUCUUCCGUACCGAUCACAGCCCCUUAAAUAACUCAAAAACUAUUGGAGGCGGGGUGCUUAUCGCAGUGCAUCGUCGUAUGAAGGCGCAACUGAUCGAAACCGCAUCUGGUAAAUGCGUCGAGCAGGUUUGGGUGCGUUUGAAACUGGUCAAUUUUUCCCUUUACCUUUGUGUGAUAUAUCUUCCUCCGGACCGAUGCCGCGAUCUACCGCUAAUCGAUGCACAUAUACAAUCGUUGCAAGAAAUUACUUCCACUCAUGUACUACCCGUAGAUGAAAUCUUGAUUGUGGGAGACUUCAACUUUUCCAGCAUAAAAUGGCAAACAAGUUCCGGUGGUUUCUUCUUUCCUGAUCCGGCGCUCUCCACUUUCCACAUUGGCAUUACAACCAUGCUCGACGGCUACAACCUCAACCUUCUUCGACAGUCGAAUCCUGUCGUUAAUGAAAAUAACCGGAUGUUGGAUCUUUGCUUUUCAAGUAGAGAAGAUGUUGCACCAAAGAUUAGUGCUUCACCGUUCCCUCUGGUCAAUUCCGCUCGUCAUCAUCCUCCACUACAUAUUGUGCUCGAUUCAAAUCGCUUACAGAACGCCUGCAUUCCAACGGACAUCAUCUGCUAUAAUUUUAGUAGAACCGACUACACCAAUAUGACCGACUUCUUGACGCAAAUCGACUGGGAUGAAGUUCUCGACAACGAUGAUGUCAAUGCUGCUGUGCAGACGUUUUCUAAUGUUAUGAGCUACGCAAUCGACUACUAUGUACCGAAACGAUCGAGACGGCAGACCCGGCAUCCACCAUGGCUGACUGCGGAAGCGAGACAUCUGAAAACGACCAAAAGAGCCGCUCUAAAGAGGUAUUCUAAACAUGGAGGAUUUUCCCUCCCUGAAGAGAAGAAGGUCCUACGCCGGGGUCAUAAGAAGCAUCAGCGUCAGUCGACAAAAGAGCAAACGGAUUGUUAG
Malaya genurostris is the source of this 1257-nucleotide messenger RNA. RefSeq lists its product as uncharacterized. Gene Ontology annotation, molecular function: catalytic activity. The coding region runs from base 1 to 1257 and encodes 418 amino acids. NCBI's taxonomy places the organism in Eukaryota, Metazoa, Arthropoda, Insecta, Diptera, Culicidae. The record is from RefSeq and is a predicted model, not a curated record. The transcript has 3 exons.